AUGACUCUUUCAACUAACAGCUCGAUGGUUUCUCCUUCUGCUAAUAUUGUUGACGGAAGUAGUAAUGGAAAACAUAAUUACUCAGAUAAUAAUGAAAAUGAAUAUAAUCAGGGCGAGAUAGCUACAGAAACAGUAUCUGCUAAGCAGAAUGGCUUUAGGUAUAUGGGUCUUUUGUCCGCUUCGACAACGUCUUUACUUGGGGCAGCACCUCAGAGUCCAUCUUGUAAAAAUUGUCAUGCAUGUACGACACCGCUUUGGAGGAGAGAUCAACAUGGGUCUAUAUUAUGUAACGCCUGUGGGCUGUUUUUAAAGUUGCAUGGGCGACCUAGGCCUAUUAGGUUGAAAACGGAUGUUAUCAAAUCACGUAACAGGAAGUCUAGCACACAAGAUAAUAACGCAGCCAAUGAGAAGCGACGUAGAGAGCAUUCACUCUCGCCUUCCCUGGGAGUUCAGGGCAAUGCAAGAGAAGGCAUAGGUGGGCCUGGGAGUGGGUCAUCCCCAACCAAGAGGAGGCAGAAGUCUUUGGCGUCUCUUGCAGGUCCAACUGGUGCCACUGGUGAUGCACAGACGGUGGCGCCGGAUGCCAUGAGUGAUGCAAACGCUGGUUCCCAACGAAGUAGUAAUUCUCAGUUUCAGUAUAGCAAGUCCUUACCUCACCUCUCGGUGCUGCUAAAUAGCGUGCAAAGUGAACAGCAACAGCAGCAGCAGCAGCAGCAGCAUCAGCCACAACAACAGCAACAGCAACAACAAGAUCAGAUACAGGCACAGCAGCAGCAACAGAUACCUCAUGCACCGCUAACAACGAAAUAUCAACCAAAUCCUGCUAUACAGACCCAACAUAUACCGACGCUUAUGCAGCCUGGUUCGUCAUACACGCCUAUCUCUAACGUGCUGGAAACGACCGACAAGAUAAACCCGCAAUCCUCUGGCCAUCAUUCCUCCAUGGAAGUUCUGGGCCACAGACUCGUCACCUACACCUCGUCAGUAAGUGAGCAGCCCACGUCCGGGCAGCAGGUCGAACCCAUUCCGGCAUAUUCGAGGCCUCGCCACUCUGUCUCGCAUAUAGUACCAACGAAUUCCUCUUACCAGCAAUUCCAAGCUAUCCUCCCUCGCAUCCAGCAACAUUCCCACCAGCAGAGCGCAGGCUCCGCGCUAGAUUCCCAUAACCCAUCUCCACGUAAAGUCCACUCUGACUUCCCGCCCGUACAGAACGCUACAGUUGGAGUUCCAUCAACAGAUAUAAACAGCUACACAUCUACUAAUAAUAUUGGUAACAAGAAUUUAAGAAACUCACUGUUACCGCUAUCUCAAGUUCUUCCGACUCAAGAAGAAUUAAUCAGGCUAAAAACUAGGAUAAAUGAGCUAGAACUCAUCACUGACCUUUAUAAAAGGCAUAUUUACGAAUUAGACGACAAGUGCAAGACCCUGGAAAUCAAGAUCCAAAAUCAGAAAUAG
Eremothecium sinecaudum is the source of this 1455-nucleotide messenger RNA. It is a transcript of the gene GZF3, whose product is annotated as Gzf3p. Gene Ontology annotation, molecular function: DNA-binding transcription factor activity, RNA polymerase II-specific; RNA polymerase II cis-regulatory region sequence-specific DNA binding; zinc ion binding. Gene Ontology annotation, biological process: positive regulation of transcription by RNA polymerase II; negative regulation of transcription by RNA polymerase II. NCBI's taxonomy places the organism in Eukaryota, Fungi, Ascomycota, Saccharomycetes, Saccharomycetales, Saccharomycetaceae. Bases 1 to 1455 code for a protein of 484 amino acids. The transcript has a single exon. The record is from RefSeq and is a predicted model, not a curated record.